Solanum dulcamara is the source of this 1254-nucleotide messenger RNA. RefSeq lists its product as uncharacterized. NCBI's taxonomy places the organism in Eukaryota, Viridiplantae, Streptophyta, Magnoliopsida, Solanales, Solanaceae. Gene Ontology annotation, biological process: GPI anchor biosynthetic process. Gene Ontology annotation, cellular component: endoplasmic reticulum membrane. The record is from RefSeq and is a predicted model, not a curated record. The transcript has 5 exons. The coding region runs from base 258 to 1160 and encodes 300 amino acids.
UUAUUUAUUGAACUUCAUGAAAAUAAUAUUCUUUUUCAUUUUAUUUUAUUUUAUUGAGUGUAUGUAAGAAAAGUAAAAUAGAAAGAAAAAAAACCGGAAGAACUGGAAUAGGAUCUGAUUUGUUGUCCUCCUUCCUUCACCUGGCCUUGUCCCUACAAAACGCAGAUCAGCCGAAUUGAAACGACAAUAGUGAUUGGAAUUUCUCAGUAAGAGGCCAUAUCUGUGCCUGAUGUCCAUCCGACCUUCUCAGAUUUACAAUGGAACUUCAUGAUCUUCUGGCACGAUGUUUGUCAAUGAUCAUCACAGUGAUACUAAUUGCUAGGAUCAGUUCAUGUCUUGAUACUGCAGUAUUAAGUGAAGUCCAUGCACCUUAUGUUGAUAAUUAUGUGGCAAAAUCCUACUUUAACAAACAUGACAAUUUGGUAGAUUCAAAGUUUGAAGAUUUCAUUGAACAUAACAUACUGUCCGGUGCAUGUAUAUCACUGCAAGGCAAUGUUGAAUUUUCACCAAAGCUGUCUGCUUUACAUGGAAAGCUGAUUGGUGAAGGCUCCCAUCGGCGUCUGUCAUCAACUCUCAGAUUGAGGAUGUCAUCAGAGUCCAUUUCUAGGCCUCCAAAAUCUUGUGAGGUGAUAAUUGUUGAAAGACUGCCUUCCGGAGUCUUUGCGGAUCCUUUUGAGCUACAACACCUUGUGCAGCGUGGUGUUUUCAGGGAUGCUGCUGUAUUUGGAGAUACAAAUUUAGAGUUGCCUUCUUUUCUGUCAAACCGCUCGCUUGUUGAGGUUCAUCUGGAAGUGGGUACCAAUUUAACUUCACAACAGAAGGAUGAAGUGGAAAUACACAUGGAACUUCCUCUGCAUGCACGCUAUCAGCCACUAGGACAUGGAUUCUCAAGAGUUGAAUUUGCUUCACCUGACUUGUUUUUGCGCUGCAAUGUUGAAAGAAAAGAACAUGACACGAGCUGUUUGUUUCUGCUAGACAAACAGAAUGCUGAAUCAGUUGAUACUCACCCUGUGUGGGAAGUACCAUGUGGAAAUAGAGAACACACAGAAGUUGUAGCUGCUUUUACUUUCAUCUCAGCUGUUGUAUCAGCUCUUCUCAUUAUUGUUGCCUCAAUUAGGUAUUCUGAUAACACAGCAAGUAAUGUCUUAAAACAAUCAUGAGUAGAUGAUAAAUAUAGCAAUUUUUUUCUUUCCCCUUUUUGGACUAACCAUUGGCAAGAGAACCUCAAUUAAUGUUAGGUAACCUUUAUUAGUU